Messenger RNA from Colletotrichum truncatum, 684 nucleotides. The record is from RefSeq and is a predicted model, not a curated record. Lineage: Eukaryota; Fungi; Ascomycota; Sordariomycetes; Glomerellales; Glomerellaceae.
AUGAGCUUAACGCAGGAUUUGUUUGAGGCCGAAAGUUACGAAUCAAGCCUGUUCCAGGUGCCUACACCCGGAUUAAGGACUCGCAGGCAAAAGUUCGAGAGAUCAGCACUUGGAGUAGAAGCAGCUGAGCUAGAAGAGCUGGUUUGUAUCGAAGAUGAAGUGGCAGAUGUGCUUGCCGGUGCUGAUGAUACGUCACCUAGUGUUGAGGAGAACUGGGAGGCAGUAGACGAUGCCUCUAAACUAGACGAAGGCGUAGAUGAUGUAGAGCUCACGCUAGCAGUUGGAGUUGGCUCCAAGGAACUAAGCGAUGAACUGGCAGCCAAGGACGAGGAGCUCGCAAGCGUAGAUGAAGGAAUGAACGAUGAAGUCGAACUGCUAGACGAUAAACCCUCAACGCUAAAAGAUGAUCCUACGCCUGAUGAGCUCGCAACUGUUGAGGACGGAACAAACGAUGCGCUCUCAACGCUAGAUGACGCCACGCUUGAAGAGCUAGCAAGUGUUGAGGCGAUAGAUGAUUCUGUUGCGCUGGUGGUAGUGGUCGCUGCGGGCUCAGUGAUGGUAUAUUCCAAGCCAAAGAGAGGAUAUCCGGCAGUGCCGCAAAACGUGGCGCACUUCUCCACUGUCAUGUCAUCGGCUCUCGUGGACAAACUUGCCAAAGCCCGGCCGUUUUGGGGCUCAACGUAA